AUGGAUCCACCAGCAUCUCCCCCCAAGCGGGUUACUCGAUCAAGGGCUGCUCCAAAGAGCAGUGCUACCUCUGGUACAGCAGCCUCUGCGGCCAAGUCCAAGCCUGUCGCCGCCGCGUCAAAGACCACCAGAACGACCCGUACUGCUGCUGCUCCCACUGCCAAGUCUUCUCAUACUGUCGCUGCCCCAUCUACAAGGACAUCGGUCAAGCGUAAGACGCGGGCCGACGACGAUGAAGAUGAGAGUGAGCCCGAGACGGCAGCCAAACGGCAACAGCCCGCUUCUAGGACUGCUACCAGAGCGACACGCGGUCCAGGCCGGCCCAAGAAGACUGUCGAACCCGAACCUACGCCGGCUCCUGCGCCGGCUCCUGCACGAGCUACGCGUGGCAGGCCGGCCAAGAAGGCUAUCAAAGAGAACGUGAAAGAGGAGGAACCAACAAGAGCUACUCGCACACGGACCAAGAAGACACAAGCUGGUGAGGAUGAGGCCGCGGAUGACCUUGCACCAGUGGCACCUGUCAAGAAGCCCACCCGCGGUCGUCCUGCCGGUACCACUACGUCUACUAGUGCGCAAGUACCCAAGCCUGUCAAGAAGACAGUCACCUUCGCGGAGCCUGACAAAGAAAAUCUUGCACCAUCUGCAGCAGUCAAGCGCAAGCCCGUAGCUGCCAAGGCUGCCGAACCCACCGCUGCUGGCAUGCGCGCAAAGCCAGUGCGAAAGCCCACGACUGGCCGAGCGACCAGGACAGCGGCAACAAAGAAGGGCACGAACGCGACCGAAGACAAGGCGCCGAUGCCCCUCAGCCCUAAGAAGGUUACGCAGCUAUCUGCAAACAGGGACAUUGACACCGAGUCUGAGGAUGAGCUAGCCAUGGACAAAACACCGGCAAGGGCAUUCCGCCGGAGUCCUGUGAAGCCUCCUGUGGCCAUGAAGCCCACGGAUGAGACGAAGGACGAGGCACUGUCCACAGACGAAGGCACAGAGGCAUUGGCUCCCACAGAGCCUACGAUCCUGCUUGGUAGCCCCGUGCGAAGACCACCACCAUCACCGUUCAAGGAUUCAAUGAAGUCCCCUGCUAAGAGGGUAGAGGGUCUGCAGUUGGGACUCCCUGCGAUCAAGGAGUCGGCGCAGUCAGCCAACUCCCCGUCCAAGGCAUCCUUGUUCAAGUCACCAGCAAAGCGAUGCCCGGUGCCGAUCAACGCUACUGAUCUCAAUUCAUCCAGCCGACAGGACACAAUUGCUUCGUCUCCCUUCAAGCAAUCUCUCUUCCAGUCCCCGGCGAAGCGACCGUUCUCACCCAUGAAGUCUCUGAGAUUGCCGGAGCCGGAGCCGGAGAGCAUCGCGCGGUCUCCUGCUCCGACUCCCGUACUGCUUUGCACACCAUUUCCAGCACCUGCAGUCGACCCAGUGCCCGCAGCCGAGGAACAAGAAGAGGUCAAAGCUGGCGCAGAGGCCGACGCAGAGGAUGCUGAGCUUUCAAUUGAUGAAGAUGCGACUGAUGAUGAAGAUGCGCCUUCUUCUUCAGCUGCCGAAUUCAACGGUCGAAUGUCCACAGUUCUACCUCGUGCAGCGGAUCCCACAUUGACGCUUGAAACCUCUCUCACAAAUGAGUCAAUCAACGAAGACAACGAGGAUGACCGGGAAACGGUUGUCCUCGAGCGGGAGCAGGAAGAAGAGCAGAAGGGCGUUAUCGAGAGCCACAGUGAAAUCAUGGUCUUGGAUGAGGCUGUACUCGAGGGUGAGAGUGUUGCCCACGACAGCAUCAGCACUACACCACCAAACUCGCCUCCCAAACAGGCACUGAGCAUGUUUGGACUUCAACAGAGGGACACCGUCUCUUUCGAUAUGAGCUUCACAGAGUCCGAAGACGAACUUACGCGCGUCAUGACCCCGAAAUCGGCGUCUCCCACUAAGCACAUGAAGGGCAGUAUCAUGAGGCCCCGGACUUCUGGGUUUGGAUUUACUCCUCUGGCACAACGCUUCGACUCGUGGCAAGCUGGCAGCCCUCUCAAGAAUGAGCUCAAGGCCACGACGCCAAAGGGAGUCAAGUCGACACGACCAAGAGAGACUCGAGCCUCGCUUAUGCAGGACGAUUUCUUCGAGGACGAGAUGUGUGUCCGCCCUGACACGGAUGCCAACGACUCCAUCAACGAAGACGAUCCGCUGGCUGGUAUCCCUAUGAUUAAGGAUCCCAUUGUCGAGGACAUAUCCGUCACAGAAGAGGAUCUGGACCUUGCCGCAGAGGCGAAUGAAAUGUCUAUGAUGUCGCCGGAGCAAGUCGAGUCGAUGCUCAACCUGGAUGGCCACGAUGACACCAUGUCGGAUGCCAGCCAAGAGUACGGCGAUGAGAACGAGGUCCCCGCUGGAUUUACCCAGGAUGGCACACGGGUUCCUCCUGUCACUCCCCAGCGAACCCUUCGACGAGAAGUUCACACCGUAUCCAAGAUACCUCUCAAGCCUGCGGAUGAGUCCACCCCACCACCACAGCCAUCGUUGAAGAAACGAAGACACAGUAUCUCUCGUCUUCCCGCGACGAGACCAACUCACGGUCUGACUAGGAGUGCCACCGUCAUUUCCUAUUCUCCCUCGCACAAGAUCCACGUCGAGCCUGCCUUCGAGGAGGCCGCAGAGGAGGAGGAAACUCGGUCACGAGCUGGAUCUGUGCCUCCAGUCACCCCGACUAAGUCCGAGGGCUGGUCAAACGCGGUCACUCCUGCUCGAACCCCUCGCCAAGACGUGGAUCCUGCCUUGCUUCGUGGAGCAGUCGUGUUUGUCGACGUCCACACCGUGGAGGGCGCGGACGCCAGCGCUAUUUUCGUUGAACUCCUCACUCAGAUGGGCGCUCGGUGCGUCAAGUCUUGGAACUGGAACCCCAAUGACGAGGAUGCAUCUUCCAAGAUUGGGAUCACGCAUGUGGUAUUCAAGGAUGGCGGCAAGCGCACGAUGGAGAAGGUUCGUGAGACGAAUGGUGUUGUGCAGUGUGUUGGUGUGGGUUGGGUUUUAGACUGCGAGCGUGAGAACGAGUGGCUCGAAGAAGCCCCUUACUACAUCGAUACGUCCCUCAUUCCCCGUGGUGGUCACCGCCGCAGAAAGUCAAUGGAGCCCAAGGCCGUAGCAAACCACAAUGGCACACUGGUGCCCGACUCUGCGAUACGCAAGGCGUCGUCAAGGGAGAGUCAGACUGCUCCUACUACACCCGCACCGGCGAAUCGCCGCGAUAGCGCUCUUUGGAUGCAUUCUCCUGAUUUUGAGGAUGACGAAGGUGAUGACGGCGAGGAACACUUUGAGAACUUCUACGAUGAUCACGAGGACUGGUUUGACGCCGCACCGCUGACCCCGGUUCCUAAGACUCCUGCCCCUGAAGCCAUCCGCCGGUUCGCCAUGGAGGCCACACCAGGCGGCGCGGACACUUCAGUGAGCGAGGCUGAUGACGAAGAGGACGAAGAGCUGUCGCAAGAGGAGCUCAUCCAGAGGACGUGCCCGCCGAAGGCACAGCACAUCUACGAGAACCUUGGCGCGGGAAUCCUGGGUCGGAGCAAAGACGAGAACGUGGUCAGAAGGCUGAUGGAUGCGCGGCGGAAGAGCCUGGCAUUCGCACCUAAAGUGUCGAGUCCGUUGGCCAAGAGCUGGAAGGAUUGGAAUUGA
This is a messenger RNA of Diaporthe amygdali, 3648 nucleotides long. RefSeq lists its product as uncharacterized. NCBI's taxonomy places the organism in Eukaryota, Fungi, Ascomycota, Sordariomycetes, Diaporthales, Diaporthaceae. The transcript has 2 exons. The record is from RefSeq and is a predicted model, not a curated record. Gene Ontology annotation, biological process: mitotic cell cycle. Bases 1 to 3648 code for a protein of 1215 amino acids.